CGUCCUGGGCUGGCGGUUGGCGGUUGGCGGCGGCUGCGCGGUGUGGGACAGGCUCCAAGAUGUCAAACCGAGUGGUUCGCCGGGAAGCCAGUCACGCCGGGAGCUGGUACACGGCCUCAGGAUCUCAGUUGAACGCACAAUUAGAAAACUGGCUCUCUCAAGCACAGUCUGCUGGAAGAUCAGCUAGAGCCAUUAUUGCACCACACGCAGGAUACACGUACUGUGGAUCUUGUGCUGCUCAUGCUUAUAAACAAGUGGAUCCAUCCAUCACACGAAGAGUUUUUAUCCUGGGACCAUCUCAUCAUGCCCCACUUUCCCGCUGCGCGCUGUCCACUGCAGAUGUUUAUAGAACACCUUUAUAUGACCUGAGGAUUGAUCAAAAGAUUUACGGAGAGCUAUGGAAGACAGGAAUGUUUGAGCGGAUGAAUAUUCAGAUAGAUGAAGAUGAGCACAGUAUUGAAAUGCAUCUGCCUUACACAGCUAAAGUCAUGGAGAGCCAGAAAGAUGAUUUUACUAUCGUUCCUGUUUUGGUUGGAGCACUGAGUGAUUCCAAAGAGCAGGAUUAUGGGAAACUCUUCAGCAAAUAUCUAGCCGAUCCUUCUAAUCUCUUUGUGAUUUCUUCAGACUUCUGUCACUGGGGACAACGCUUUCGUUACACUUAUUAUGAUGAAUCUCAAGGCGAGAUCUAUAGAUCUAUUGAGCACCUUGAUAAGAUGGGUAUGGAUAUUAUAGAGCAACUAGAUCCUUUUUCAUUUAGCAAUUAUUUGAAGAAAUACCACAAUACUAUUUGUGGUCGACAUCCUAUCGGAGUCUUGCUUAAUGGUGUUACAGAAUUGAGGAAGAGUGGAAUGAACAUGGCUUUUUCAUUCCUGAAUUAUGCCCAGUCGAGUCAAUGCAAAAACUUGCAAGAUAGCUCUGUGAGCUAUGCAGCAGGCGCUUUAAUGGUCCACUGAAUGACACUUGCUCAGGAAGCCACUGCACCCUUGUCCCAGGACAGAUCUCGAGUCCAGCCUUCCCUUCUCAAAAGAUAUACCUCCAUUAUUUGGAGCUGUCUAAUGUUGAACUUUUGAUCUUUCUUCCUCAAAGUGUAGUCCCUCAGUUUUGAUUGACAUGUGCUUUUUUUUCUGUAGGUGGAAGCGGAGAAAUAUGGACAAAGUGUAACUUAGCAUAAGUUGGAGAAUGCUGGCAAUAUUGCAUUAAAAUUGUGCUGUCUGCAGACUUGUAGACGGUACUUGCUUAAAGGUAGUUUCGCAAAGUGUGGAAGAGUGUCUUUAUAAUGAUGGGGUCAAAGCUGCAAUACUCGCAAUAUAGGUCUCCUUCCUAUAACCGGAAUCACCUUGUGCUUGUGCCCAAUCGUGGGAACUCGGCCUUGGAAGUAAUUGCAUUGGAUGGGAGUUCCUGCAGGUGACAGUGACUCACUUUGGUUUAUGGGCUGUUGUGACUCAAGUUGUGAUUAUUGUGGUUUUGAGCCCAUUAUGUCAGUUGCAUUUAUAAUCCUAUGCCGUACUUACUCGGAUAUAUUAACUGCAGUACAGACAGCUGCUGCCCACAUUGUAUAACAAGUAUUUUUUUGUUUAGUUGCUAAUAAAGGGCUACACACCAAAAA
Callorhinchus milii (elephant shark) is the source of this 1606-nucleotide messenger RNA. RefSeq names its product mediator of cell motility 1 (gene memo1). The record is from RefSeq and is a predicted model, not a curated record. Bases 60 to 953 code for a protein of 297 amino acids. Lineage: Eukaryota; Metazoa; Chordata; Chondrichthyes; Chimaeriformes; Callorhinchidae. The transcript has 10 exons.